Molecule: messenger RNA, 891 nt
Organism: Pyrus x bretschneideri (Chinese white pear)
Lineage: Eukaryota; Viridiplantae; Streptophyta; Magnoliopsida; Rosales; Rosaceae
Exons: 4
Coding region: 59-700 (213 amino acids)
Source: RefSeq, a predicted model, not a curated record
UCGACCUUCAGAAACAGAACCACAAUUCUUUGCGCCUUCUCUCCCUCUGCAAAUCGCGAUGGCGCUUUCCGCUGCGUUCCGGGAACGACUCGAACACAUGGAGCAUACCCGCAACCAGCGCCUCUCUCUUCUUCAGGCGGAGAAAGAAGCGCAAGAGAACAAGUCUCAGGUGUUGGAGAUGAAGCUCGCAAGCAUGAGGGCCACGGAGCAGAGGUGCUUAGCGCUCGAUCAAAAGAUCGCAUCGCAAAGCUUCAAAAUAUGGGCGCUCAGGUCCGAGAUCGAUCACCUCGACGAGAAAUAUCGAUCCGAUUCACAUCAAUUGAGGGUUUUGAAGAGUGAGGUGGAGGAGCUUGAGGAGUUGGAGAAGGAGAAGAAGAGAUUUUAUGAGUUGAAGGGAUUUGAAAUGAAGGAGUUCAAGCAAAAUGUGGAGUUGUUUGCUUUGGAAUGUCAAAUGCAAGUUCAAAAUUUGAAGAAAGGCAUCAAUGAGAUUCAAUCGAACUUUGUCAAAUUCCAAGGGAGUGAGAGAUGCACAAGUAAUGGUGAGAUAGCUGCAGCUGAGAAGAGAAAGUGUGAGCUUUUAUCUAUGAAGGAGGAGCUGGACAGAAAGUUGGCUUCUAACUACCAAACAAAAGCUCAAUUGCAAAAGCAGUUUCAGGAUUUUAUCACUAAACACAAACAAGACACAAAUUACCAAUUAUGAUAUGCUUGUAUUGCCUCUAUUGUGAUUGUGAGUUCAUCAUGUAUAUUUUAAGUUCUGAUAAUUUGCAAAUUAUAAUGCAAUUUGCAAAAGAAGAAAGAGAGUUUUUUUUCAUUCUCUUUUCAAAGUUGGAAGAGGUCUAAUUCAAAUCACUUUGUCCUCGAUUAAUCAGGAUAGAAUGGAAAAAAUUUAGU